UCCACGCAGACUACGCGGACAAGCCCCUGGAGAAGCCGCUGAAGCUGGUCCUGAAGGUCGGAGGCAGCGAAGUGACUGAGCUCUCGGGGUCUGGCCACGACUCCAGUUACUACGACGACAGGUCCGACCACGAGCGAGAGAGACACAGGGAGAAAAAGAAGAAGAAGAAGAAGAAGUCGGAGAAAGAGAAGCAUCUUGACGACGAGGAGCGCAGGAAGCGGAAGGAAGAGAAGAAGCGGAAACGGGAGAAGGAACACUGUGACACAGAGGGCGAGGCCGAUGACUUCGAUCCCGGGAAGAAGGUGGAGGUGGAGCCACCCCCUGAUCGGCCGGUCCGAGCCUGCCGGACGCAGCCAGCUGAGAAUGAGAGCACACCUAUUCAGCAGCUACUGGAACACUUUCUCCGCCAGCUCCAGAGGAAAGAUCCUCAUGGAUUUUUUGCAUUUCCCGUCACGGAUGCAAUUGCUCCUGGAUAUUCGAUGAUUAUAAAACACCCCAUGGAUUUUGGCACGAUGAAAGACAAAAUUGUAGCUAAUGAAUACAAAUCCGUCACGGAGUUUAAGGCUGAUUUCAAGCUGAUGUGUGACAACGCGAUGACCUACAACAGGCCAGACACCGUGUACUACAAGUUAGCCAAGAAGAUCCUUCACGCAGGCUUCAAGAUGAUGAGCAAAGAGCGGCUGUUAGCUUUGAAGCGCAGCAUGUCGUUUAUGCAGGACAUGGAUUUUUCUCAGCAGGCAGCUCUUCUGGGCAAUGAAGACCCAGCUGUUGAGGAACCUGUUCCCGAGGUUGCGCCAGUACAAGUAGAAACUGCCAAGAAAUCCAAAAAGCCGAGUAGAGAAGCCAUCAGCUGUGUAUUUGAGCCAGAAGGGAAUGCCUGCAGCCUGACAGAUAGCACAGCAGAGGAGCACGUGCUGGCACUGGUAGAGCACGCGGCCGACGAGGCUCGGGACAGGCUCAGCCGAUUCCUCCCAGGAGGCAAGAUUGGCUACCUGAAGAGGAGCGGGGACGGCAGCCUGCUGUACAGUGUGGUCAACACGGCCGAGCCGGACGCUGAUGAGGAGGAGGCCCACCCGGUGGACUUGAGCUCGCUCUCCAGCAAGCUGCUGCCGGGCUUCACCACACUGGGCUUCAAGGACGAGAGGAGGAGCAGAGUCACAUUUCUCUCCAGUGCCAGCACCGCGCUUUCAAUGCAGAACAAUUCAGUGUUUGGCGAUUUGAAGUCGGAUGAGAUGGAGCUGCUGUACUCGGCCUACGGAGACGAGACAGGCGUGCAGUGCGCACUGAGCCUGCAGGAGUUUGUGAAGGAUGCUGGGAGCUACAGCAAGAAAAUGGUGGAUGACCUCCUGGACCAGAUCACCGGAGGAGACCACUCAAGGAUGCUCUUCCAGCUGAAGCAGAGAAGAAAUGUUCCCAUGAAGCCUCCAGAUGAAGCCAAGGUCGGGGAUGCCCUAGGAGAUGGCAGCAGCUCUGUUCUGGACUUCAUGUCCAUAAAGCCGUAUCCUGAUGUGUCUCUGGACAUCUCCAUGCUCAGCUCUCUGGGGAAGGUGAAGAAAGAGCUGGACCACGAUGACAGCCACUUGAACUUGGACGAGACCACCAAGCUGCUGCAGGACCUGCACGAGGCGCAGGCAGAACGCGGUGGUUCCCGGCCAUCGUCCAACCUCAGCUCCCUGUCCAACGCCUCCGAGAGGGACCAGCACCAUCUGGGAAGCCCUUCUCGCCUCAGCAUCGGGGAGCAGCCAGAUGUCACCCAUGACCCGUAUGAGUUUCUUCAGUCCCCGGAGCCUGCGGCCUCUACAAAGAACUAACCCUGAGCCUGAGUGGGACAUGUAUGCUGCUGGAAGGAGUCAACAGCCUGUGGUGACAGUGACGUACUGGGUGUCCACGACACGACUUGUAGCCGGGAGUGUUUGCCGGAUACCCGUGUGCAUUUGCAAAAUGCCAAAAGCACAGACCUUAGGAAAAGGUUGAGGGUGCCUCUCAUGGGUCUUCCCCACAGAUGGCUUUGCAACUCCCAGCUGGUAGUGUCUUUGCAGCCAGGUGUCACCCCCAAGGUGAAGUUCAGUGCAACUGUGUGGCCCGGCACAGCCUCUGAUGAGAUACCUAUUUCUCACUUAUGGGAAUGUGGAGGUCGCAGCAGCAGUGAGGUGCCAUCUUGGAAGCAGAGAGCAGCCCUCCCCAGACGCCACACUUGCCCAUGCCAGAACUUGGACUUCCAGCCCUCAGAACGGCGAGAAAUAAAUUUCUGUUCUUUAACAUCA
Messenger RNA from Carlito syrichta (Philippine tarsier), 2264 nucleotides. It is a transcript of the gene BRD9, whose product is annotated as bromodomain containing 9. Gene Ontology annotation, cellular component: nucleus. Gene Ontology annotation, biological process: regulation of transcription by RNA polymerase II. The record is from RefSeq and is a predicted model, not a curated record. The coding region runs from base 480 to 1811 and encodes 443 amino acids. The transcript has 17 exons. Lineage: Eukaryota; Metazoa; Chordata; Mammalia; Primates; Tarsiidae.